Anisakis simplex (herring worm) is the source of this 474-nucleotide messenger RNA. The record is from the annotation of a GenBank genome assembly. Lineage: Eukaryota; Metazoa; Nematoda; Chromadorea; Rhabditida; Anisakidae.
AUGAUUGAUGAGGAUGAAACAGCUGGUAAGACUCCAGAAGAAUGUCGUGAUUGUGGUCUUUGGGAAGUGGAUCCUGUUUAUUAUUCACUCAAUGGUAACAAUAAAAGCGAUGCAUCGAAGAAUAAGCGCGGUAAGGCUUACAAAGGUCGUCGAGACAGCGAAUACAAAUGCUUCGAAGCUCAUGAUGGCAUAUUGUAUCGACCAGGCGACCACGUCUUCAUUGAGGUCUCCCAGUGUGAGCCAUACUUCAUCGGAACGAUCUCCAACUUUAAAAUGACCAAAAGGGAUCAACUCUCAGUGAAAGUGACGCGUUUCUAUCGACCCGAAGACGUUCCAGAGGACAGUUAUUCACUGUUGCUUCAAGAUCGUAAAGACGACAUCACUCUCAACCAUAGGGUUUUGGAUGCCUUGCAGCAUAGGGAAUUAUUCUCAUCCGAAAUACCAUUCGUGCACUCCAUUUGUAAUUUGAGGUGA